This is a messenger RNA of Brassica oleracea var. oleracea, 1177 nucleotides long. RefSeq names its product RNA-binding protein 24-like. Gene Ontology annotation, molecular function: RNA binding. Lineage: Eukaryota; Viridiplantae; Streptophyta; Magnoliopsida; Brassicales; Brassicaceae. The record is from RefSeq and is a predicted model, not a curated record.
ACCCUAGAAUCUCCGAUUACAAUUCGAUCUAUUCUGUUUCUUCUUCUUCACCUUUACUCUCUCUUAAGCUCCAAGCAUACAAAUUUAACGUAUAGGGUUUACCGGGUCCACUUAGUUAGAAUCGGUUCUUGUGCAUACCUCUAGUCAUGGCGUAUCAUUCGAUUCCGGGCUCCUCGGGGUUUCACUACUUGAAUUCUCCUUUUGGUGAUACGACCUUCACUAAAGUCUUCGUUGGUGGCCUUGCCUGGGAGACUCAAAGCCACACUCUUCGUCGUCAUUUCGAACCUUACGGUGAGAUACUCGAGGCGGUCGUUAUUACCGAUAAGAACACUGGUCGAUCCAAAGGUUACGGCUUUGUGACUUUCCGAGAUCCAGAGGCUGCUAGGAGAGCCUGUGUUGAUCCAACACCUAUUAUAGAUGGCAGACGUGCGAAUUGUAAUCUCGCUUCUCUUGGGAGGCCUCCUCGUCUUCCACUACCCAAUAUUCCUGGACCUGCUUCUCCGUAUGUUGGAAGUGUGCAGGCUCCUCGCGGUUCACUCUUUGGAAGCCAUCCGUAUCAACAAACGCCUGCUUAUAGCUACCAGCAAGGAGUGAUGUACCCUUAUGGGGUUACACCAUAUGGACCUGAGUACAUGUACUCACAAUCUCAGGGCUUAUAUGGUCCUUACACUGGGCAACAGUACCUUCAGGUUUAUGGAGUGCCUGGGGGAAUUAACUCACCGAGCUACCAAUACGGGCAACUGAGUCAAAACAUCCCUGUUGGUCAUGGCUAUACAGCGGUACAGGGCUAUUCAGUUCCAGGAAGUCAUAUGCAAUCUCCCUACCCUUCAGCUGUAGCAGGUCCUUCCCCAACGCAGUCCCAUCCUCAGUAUAUGCAGAGUAGCGGUUCUGUUCAAACAACAGGGUGAAAAAAACUCAAUCAACGUAACAAGCUUGGUAGACAAAGAUAUAGCAUAUAUAUGUAUAUAAAUUUAAAAGAUGUACAGAUGCAUAUAUAGAAUGGUGGAAUCACAAAAUCUGAUUCUUUUGGUAGUUAAAGUAGUCUUCUUACUUCACACUUUCUCAAGGCAUAGGAGUGUGUGUGUUAGUAAGAAGAUUGUUAGGUAGCUUUUUUUUAAUGUCCUUGUUAAUGUGUAUUGAGCUCACUUAGCUUCAUAUCUUUGCAUAUAUUAGCCUU